This is a messenger RNA of Cylicocyclus nassatus, 495 nucleotides long. The record is from the annotation of a GenBank genome assembly. NCBI's taxonomy places the organism in Eukaryota, Metazoa, Nematoda, Chromadorea, Rhabditida, Strongylidae.
UGCCAUUGCUUCUCUGUAGGGUCAACCAUGCCUCGGAUCAAGACUGUGCAUUCGAAGGUUACAAAGGCUCCACGUCGUUCUUUUGAGAAGGAGCGUCUCGACCAGGCUAUCACUGCUCUUCUUCGCCGUCUUGUACGUAUUGGAGUGCUUCCUGAGGAUCGAAUGAAGCUCGAUUACAUUCUCGGUCUUCGUGUGGAAGAUUUCCUCGAGAGACGUUUGCAGACGCAGGUUUUCAAGUUGGGAUUGGCAAAAUCCAUUCAUCACGCCCGUGUCCUAAUCAGACAUAGCCACAUUCGGGCAGUUUAAAGGCACCGUCCACCCAAAGUGGGGACGUGUACUCUCUCGCCGAGAUUUUUCGUGCGAAUUUAUAUCGCGGUUCGUUCUGUGCCAGGCAAUGCUCGGAGACCCAAAUGUCACAGAUGCUGCAGUCCAUAUGAUUGAGAUGAUUGUUGUUGAUUGAUUGAUUGAUUGCAGUUAAUUUGAAAUAAAUGUCUU